AUGACUUUCUCACCUCUGUUGUCGGACUUCACGCAGCAGCUGUCUCAGGUGUACGAGCAACACGCUGAGGAGUUACAGCUACUCGUUUCCAGCUUUCGCAAGCGCAACGCCGAGCUACGCAAAGAAAGGCCGGCGUGCCACAGCUCGCUGUUCCAGACGUGGGAGACGCUGCUGCAGGAGGUGGAGGUGGACUCGCAGGCGCACGCCGACAUCGCGUCCAUCCUGGGCCGGCAGGUGGCGCGGCCCCUGCUCGAGCGCACCUUCCACCGCAAGAUCCAGUCGCGCAAGGUCUUCACGCAUCGCGAGAGUUUCGAGGUCAUCCUAGCCAAGGCAGAGGACAAGUUAGCCAAGUGUCGACAGGACUACAAAAACGCAUAUCUGUCGUACAUGUCGAAUCCAACGAACGCCGCAAUGGCGGCGUAUCUGGACUGCCACAACAGCUAUGUGCAGCAGCUGCACGCUACCAACGGCAUGCUGGACCAAUAUCACACUGAGACACUGCCACAGCUACUCCAGGAACUGGAAGAUGUGUAUAGCGACCUCUGCACCACGCUGGCGGACUCCGUUCUGCAAGGGGCAGAGAUCAUCAGCUCACGGGCGGAGGAGCAGUCGCGGCGGUACGAGGGCGUGUCGGGGCAGUGCCGCGCGGUGUCGGCUCGCCAGGACGUGGCCAGCCUGGUGCACUCGCUGGCCUCGCCGCAGCAGCACUCCCAGCGCCACGCACACACCCACGCCUUCGCGUCGCCGCAGCCGCCGCCCACGCCGCAACCCGACAACCCGGAUGGCACGCCCAACGACGGGCCGCCCACUCCAGAGCAGACUCCGCCACCGCUACUCAAGAACGAAAUCAUUGUGGACCGACUGGCGUCGGUGAGCGUGCGAACACGGCUGGAUGCUCUCCGCAAAGAAGCCAUGGAUCUGGAGCAGCAGAUGAAGCAGAACCAAGACGCCUUGGACACUCUGCUGCGCAUUCAACAACGGAGUUUGGAGUCGAGUCUUUUCAACAAAGCGAAUGAGCUGCAAGAGGACAUCAGCUUAAAGAGGUUUGAUCUGCGCGUCGCCCAGAUCCAUUUGGGCGCAGUUAAGGCACAGAAAGAGCUGUUUGCUUCGAAGGCGGAAAGCGCCUCCGACGGUAUGCGCGAGAGAAAGAUGUCCUCCUCCUCCACCGGCAGCAUGAAGAAUAAGUGGCUCAAGGCCUUCAAGAGCCUCAAAGCCAGCAACACCAGCGACGGCGCUCUCAAAGAGACGGAGAAAAAAAAUCAAAUGUACCAUGCAGUUUCAGCCAUCAUGACAAUGAGGAAAGAAGCGGCGGCGGGCCCGGACAGCGGCUCGCACUCCUUGCAAGAGUACACCUACCGGAAGAUCACUCCCUGCGACGUCUGUUCCCAGGUACUCAGAGGCCACACGCGACAGGGCCUCAAGUGCAAAGUGUGCAAGGUGAACGUGCACGCCGACUGCCAGGAGCGUCUGGGCCGCUGCCAGCCCAAGUCGCGGCUGCUGCGCCGCCAGAAGUCCACGUCGGAGAUCGAGACGCGCCACGCCGACCUGGUGGCCGGCAGCCCGCUGCCCCUGCCACACGACCAGACUCCAUCAAGCCCUGUUCACAACCGCAGGCUACUGUCUGCAAGGAACAUGCGAAUGAGUUCUGUUGAACUUCCAGAUGAAAAUGAAAAAUCUCUGUCUUCUGCCAGUACAUCACCAUGUCCUUCUCCAAAAUCUCACCGACUCCUGCCAACAAACUUGUAUGUUGUACUGUAUAAUUUCAAGUCUCGUCAUCCUGAUGAACUGGAUCUUAAAGCUGGAUACAAGGUGACAGUAAUUGAUGCCUCUGACAAAGACUGGUGGAAAGGAAAAUGUUUUGGCAGAGUUGGUUAUUUUCCAUCAAAAUAUGUUAUUAAACUCCAGCCAGGUGAGAAGGCACUGCAAGUUACCCACAAUCUUCAAGUAUCAGAUGGCAACAAUGGACUCAUGCUUCUGAGAGACCAGAUUGUAAUUCAAGUGGGAGAAGAGUUGGAUGGAAUGGUAAUGAUUCGAAAUGGAGAAAAUCAACAAGGAGUCUGUCCUCUUAAGUUCCUGCAAGAAGUGUGACAAAGAAUCCAGCAAAGGGUAGAAAUGGUUUCUGGGCCUUGCUCCUCAUCAAAUGUCAAAAGAAACACAUUUGCACAUAAAUACACCAGCAGGAAACUACCAACUCCAGCAUCAUAUAUGAAAUAUAUAUUUGAUGGUUCUUUAAUGGAUGUGACUUCACCUACAGUAUUAUCCUGUAAUUUUCAGUGUGGCUGUACUAGGGACGGGGGAAAAGCAAAAUUACCAUUAAUCAAUGUCUUGAGUGAGAAAAUUCACAACAGCACACCAAAAGCAAAGAAAAAUAAUGCAAUUCGAGAUUUUUUUUCAAGUUCAAGUCGCCCAUUAAGAAUAUCACCAGCACUAUCAAUAUCUGAUGACAGUGACACAAGCUUUUUCUUUAGAGAAGCUACACAUUCUCAGGUCAGACCACUAUCAGUCCAAAUAAAUCCACAUUAGUCAUUUCGGCUGAUGAAGUUCAUCAUAACAAUAGAUUUUUGUAUGGCUAUUUAUGAAACUAAUAUAUAUUCAACAUUUUUUAAGUCUGGUAACACUUCUAUGGAAGUACACAUGACAAACAAAUAUAUCCCAAGAAAUCUGAUGUACAAAUUUAUUCAAAUUAACAGUUUCAUGGAUAACACAGCAUUAACAACUAAGGAAUAUAUAAAUAUAUGAUGUAUCGUUCCAAGAAGGAAAAGAAAAUUAUUGCUUUCAUCAUUGUUCCCUAGAGCACUGAGUAAACAUUUGAUUUCUCACAUUCCUUAUUUCAUAAUGAACAUGUUAAAGGCAUCUAUAGUUUCAAUAUUACUAUUAACACAUUAUGGAUGUAUUACAGUAUGAUGAUGUAUUAAAUGAUGAUAUGAAAUCGUAUAUAUUAUCCAAAUGAAAAAAGUUAGCUUUUGUGUCACAGUAGCUGUAGAGUAGUUCUAUAUCACUGGAAUAAUGCAUAGCAGUGAAGUAGAUGAAUAGAAGAAUAUGGUAUGUUUGUGAUGUACAUAUGCUGAUUUUGUCUAUUUGGUUGAUUGUUCUGCUGAGGUAGCUGACAGAUCUCAGAACCUAUUGAAAGUGCUGUAAUUCUUUGUGAGCAGUACUUCAUUUGUUUUCAUAUUGUAAAUGACUUGUAAGAAUAAAAUCACAAUAGUCAUCCUUUCUCAUUUUUCCCACAGUGUUAUUUCUAAAUCCCAUUCACAACCCAUUUUGAUUUCCAACUAUGCUUUUAUUCAGUUCUACAUAGCCUCUUUGAAAUGCUAUUUACUGAGUUGUAGAAUAUAUUGAAACUAUUCUAAAUAAAUCCUAUGUAGUUGUACAUUGAAUGUGACAACAUAAGCUGCAACAAUUACUUGUGACACAGUUGGUUGUAACUUCAAAUGAAAUUAAGUUUAGCUUUGUAAAAUAUUGUACUUCCUUUAUGUCUGUAAUCAGUGUCUUAUAAUACCUUAGAAAGUAGUAAAAAAUUCCAGGUAGGACUGGAGUUACUUCUAAUGUAAAUACCAUAGCUAACAUGUAGUACUGAACUUCAAUUUUGGUUAUUCAGAAAACUGAACAAAAGUAAAUGAAAAUUUAUGUUGCUGUUGAUAAUAUUUGUAUUCAGUAAGUCAAAAAGCUUUACAUUCAACAAGCAAAUACAAAAAAAUGGCCCUACAUCUUGUGCAUAUGUUACCAGACAUAGACAGCAUCAUCAGCAAAAGCACCUAAAAGGUUUUUAACUGACAAACUGUUGUAGUAUCUACUCUGUGAUUACUGUGCUUUUUUACAUCCAUACAAAAUCAUAUAUAGGCCACUUCUUUGUCAUUUAUGGAACAUAGUGGUGUAUUUUCAUUCAGACCUCAUGCAAAUGCCCUUCUGAUUUUUAUGAAACAAAUAUAAACAGCCAGUGCAGUCAGAAAAGAGAAUUUAAGGAAAAUGUUGGUGUACAUAAUGCAAUCUGUCAUAAAAUGGUAUUAUUUUUGACAUAUUUUAGAAAUUUCUUAAAUCUACAAUUCCUAGCUUUGCAUUUGAUGACUGAAAUUACCAUAUAACUCAGUUUUAACCACAACAAAAACAGAAAACUAUUUUCAGUAACUCAAAAAUAUUUGUACCAUGUAAUGGAACAUUUCUAUGACUUUGUUAAAGAACAGGAGGGUGCAUUACAUUUUCAUUGUAAAGGAAUUUAAGACAUGCCACUGAUAUAUUGUGACACUUCUAGUUGCAAACUCAAAGUCUUGAGAUCUAUUAUAUUAUGAGAUCACUUUGUACUAUGUUGUGUAUUGUGUGUCUAUCAGGCAUAACUGUGUAAAAUACGGCUAUUUCUUCAGUGUACCAUCUUUCUUAUUUGAAAUAAUAAUUUGUAUUGAAGACUUACUUUAUGUUUUGUAGUCUUAAAUGUGGAUUAAAAAUAAAUGUUGCACUCUAUGAA
Messenger RNA from Schistocerca piceifrons (Central American locust), 4459 nucleotides. RefSeq lists its product as uncharacterized. The record is from RefSeq and is a predicted model, not a curated record. The transcript has 16 exons. Gene Ontology annotation, molecular function: protein binding. Gene Ontology annotation, biological process: skeletal muscle contraction; positive regulation of voltage-gated calcium channel activity; positive regulation of protein localization to plasma membrane. Gene Ontology annotation, cellular component: extrinsic component of cytoplasmic side of plasma membrane. Lineage: Eukaryota; Metazoa; Arthropoda; Insecta; Orthoptera; Acrididae. Bases 1 to 2088 code for a protein of 695 amino acids.